Molecule: messenger RNA, 11861 nt
Organism: Haplochromis burtoni (Burton's mouthbrooder)
Lineage: Eukaryota; Metazoa; Chordata; Actinopteri; Cichliformes; Cichlidae
Exons: 13
Coding region: 8426-10336 (636 amino acids)
Molecular function (GO): protein binding
Source: RefSeq, a predicted model, not a curated record
UAAAACCAAAAUGUUAAUGUUAAGUGUGUUAAAUACCAGACCAUAAAAAUGUGUCUUCAGUAACGAUUUAAAAUGUGUUUGUGCAGAUGCAAUAUUUAGGGGAAGACUAUUCCAAAGUCUGGGACCUGCCACAGAGAAGGCUCUGUCGCCACAUGGAAUGGAUAACAUUAGUUUUGAACUGGACCUUGUGGUUUUCUCUGGAGCACAAAUAAAUAGGAGCUCUGACCAGUAAGAAGGAGCUCAGCCGUUAAGUGCCUUUAAAACAAAAAGUAAGAGUUUAAAUUGGAUCCUGUAAGUUGCUUCUUUUUGUUAAGAAAACUGAGAUUUCUUGUGCUGUUCUAUGCUGCAGUCUGCUGGGGAGGAAGAAUCAGAAACAAGGAUGCAAGGAGACUGAAUAAACUAGUGAGGAAAGCUGGCUCUGUAACUGGAGCCUGACUGGACACACUGGGGGAGGUGGCUGAAAGAUGCACAAUAAAGAUGUUGGAAGCCAUCCGGAACAGCUUUGGUGACCAACUUUAUAACAUCCUUACAGAACAAGAAAACAAAAAAACCCUACCUCUCCAUUGCAUAAUGCAGAGAUACAGAAAAUCAUUCGCACCCACAGCCAUCAGGCUUUUCAAGUCUCAUUCAAAUAGCAGGUGAGCUAAGUCAGACAUGAAUUUCUCUCUGGGAUCAAUGAAGUUAUUCUUAUUCAUAUUUACAUUGACAAACAGUGCAGUCCCUCCACAUUUCUGUGAAUCGGAAAACUCCUGAAACCAGGUGCAGUGUGAGUGUCUCUGACUAUCGCCUCCAGAGCAAUAAUGAUAAUGAGGACGAGCUUUGUGAAUUCAUUAAAAUUGAAUCAUGUGAGCAGACCUGAUGUUAACGCUCUCUGCACGUUAGCAACGUAAAAUACUGGAGUGAGAGACUCAGUGAUCCGUACUGUAGAAGCUGUACUGGAAGCAAAAGGUGCUCAACAUGAUGGAAAUGAAACUGGCUGCAUUUAAACCAUGCAAACCAUCAGAUUUUUUAAAGAACUCAGAACUUGAUGGGCUUCACGCUCACACCUCCUACUGAGUUGCUGAGCAGUUCGCUUCUUUUGGACGUUGCAGAAAAUCUGUUGGAAAUAUGUGAUUGUGUCCGAGAGUCUAGUGUUUGUGGACAUAUGUUCUGUGUUAGGAAUAAGAAACUACGAUACUGGCAUUUAAGCUGGAACUGUACUAAUAACUCAUAUCUGCUUGUGGAAGAAAGAAUAGCCCACAGAGAAUAAUAAAGAAUAAAGUUAUCGCUUGCUGGAGAGUUUAACUCUGAGACUGCUGUAGUAAAGCGUCUUCUAUCCACUGCUACAUUUGCAUAUUUCACUUUGUCGUAUUCUAAAAAUAAUGGAGCCGAGCGUUGUUACUGAUUUCAGUGCUGCAGAAGUCAUUUGUUCACUUAUUGUGUGCAGUUAUUUUUGUGUUAUUCCAAUAAGGAUUGAUUUUAACUAUGAAAUGAAACGAUAACAGGAGUUGCAAAGUCGUGCAAUAUUAACAGGAUGAAAAGUUGAGUUACCGUUGCCAUUCUCGCUGUUUCACUUUCAGCUGAAGUUUCUACCCACUAGAGAAUGUGAAAAUCAAUGAAACGGUGCAGACACAAACCCGCUGUAUGUUACCUUGACAUCAAACAUGACAUCAGACAGUUUACUCCACUGGGUUAAAAAAGGAGGUAGAUAAAUGAGUUUUAUGCACCGGAUGACAGUCCUGCUUUCCUGCAAGAUACAUUUAAAACGGUUUAAAAGACUCAAAAAAAUAAUCCAGUUCUUUUUUUAAAAGCAGAAAACAAGAUUUAAAAGUUAUUUUUAAAGGUUAACGCUCAUCAAUCUGUGGCAAGUUGCAAUGGGUUCAGCAGCCCGAGGGUGACCGCACUGAAGGGAAUUACACAAACUGGUAAUAGAAGAAAACAUUACAAAGAGUUCGCAAUUAAAGUGCGUGUGUGUUUGUGCGAGAGCGCGGUGCAGAGAAACACUGACUUAGGGUAAUGCAGCCUUAAUAGCCACAUUAGUUUCUUGCUCCGGCUGAAUCGUUUGAAGCAACUUGGACAAGCAAAUAGGUCCAUUAGGUAGCUAUAGAUCUCAUAACACACGCUGAAAUGGGCCCCUGAGUACAGCAAACCUGCAUUCACCUGCACACUUCACUUCUUCUGUUCUCACAAAAUGCAAGAUGCACAACAAUGUGCAGAUGCAGUUUGUCUCUCUGAUUAAUUAACACACACAAACACGCACACAGAGUCGCAUCUUUUUUCCCACUGCCACUCCGCGUGUCAUUGAAGGCUUUUCUAUCACAACUAAUUUGCUGCUGCCGCAUUCACUGCUGCAGUGACAGGACUUUCCUAAUGAGACAGAGUGCUCACAGUAAUGGCAGGUGUGGACCUUGAAUCAGAAUUACAGUAAUGAGAUGAGCAGGCCUAAUGGUCACAAGCAGAAUAAUAAGAAGUACAGACACAGGAUGAGAGCAGCAAUAAUGAGAGUGAAGGCUGUGAGACGAGUCGGGAAAACAACAGAGCCACGGCAGGAGAAGGUGGCUGCUGUUGUUUUUGGGGACGUCAUCUCAAGAUUUUACACAUCUGAAGGUUUCUUUACUGAAUAUUCAGCUCUGUCUGAUUAAGUAACGUGAAAAAAAAGUUUUGAAGUUUAAGUUUAGUCAUGAAAGCGUGGCCUACAUACUGAAGAGGCUUCCCUCUCCACCUCUCACUUGUUUGUGCUGUUGAGUUCUGCUGUGUGACAAGAUAACGGCCUCAUAAAUAGUCAUCAUUAGCAGUGAAGCUUCCGUGUUUGAGCUGAUACCUGCAGAGCAGUUUGCGCUCAGUUACCAUGUGAAUGCAACAGUUUGGCGUUAGUGUGACAGCAAAAGUUUUUCUUAAAUCAUUACUAUAGUUAUUUCCCACCAUUAUGCAAAUUCCCCUCGGUGCUGGAAUGAGCUGCAGACUGCAGAAUCCCUCAUUAGCUUCAUAUGCUAGUCUCAUCACGUGCUGUCUGACUAAACAGGUUUGUGAAUGCGUGUUGCUGGUUACACAUCCGUGAGGUUGUGGUCUUAAUGGUCCAGUGUGUGGAAAUGGGGCAGUGGCAUUUAACUCGUUUUCGUUUAUGGGCAGAUGUAUCCCAGUUUGGGCUCGGAACAGGAAACUCAACAAUCUUUUGCCAUUUUCAGUGCAAACUUUUAGCAUUCUGUGCAACCCAAUAUUACAGCAAAGCAUAUAAUAGACCCACUGGUCCAUCAUGUGGGUGUCAUGCUUUACCUCCCAUAAGUGUGAAAUGUUUAAGUUGCAGCAGAGAGCUACAGUGAAUUAAAACCAACAAGUCGUUAUUGACCCUUUUUGCCAGGUAAGGUUAAGCUAGAUUGCUGAUCUGUAUUGGGGAAUGUUUCUUUGAAAGCUAAGGAGCUUGGAAAGAAAAGCGUCUGGACUUCUUUAAGUUGCUUGAAGACGUUUCACCUCUCAUCCGAGAAGCUUCUUCAGUUCUAAGGUCAAAUGGUGGAGAGUCCCAGAUUUAAACCCAGUGGGAGUUUCCCCCCAAAAGAGGGACAAAAGCUGGCUUUCUUUGAAAGCCCAUUGCUGUUUUUAUGUUGGCUUUAAAUUAUCGCCCUCUGCUGGUACUGCAAGGCACUUCAAGCCUAGGAGAGACUUCCACAAGAUGGACCAGCAGGUCUGUUAUGCGCUUUGCUGUGAUACUGGGUUGACCUGCAAUGUCUGCAACGGUUCGCCAUGGUCAGGUGUUAACCUUGUCUAAUCCCACUGUGGUAUGACAAACCCUCAGGGGUUACAUAAAGUAAAAGUCAAACCAUUAUACUUUUGUUUUCUUCAGUUUUCAUAUACAUCUGCGAGCCCAGGCUCAGAAAUGAAAAACUGUAAAAUCAAGAAAGCCCUAAAUUUUCCAUGUCGUGUAGAAGAAUGGGGACUCAUCAUGCUAGAAUCCCACCAGAAGAAAAUUUAAAGCUUUUAAACAGGUGCUAGAAAUGUUUUAUUUCAGCCUAAACUCGAUCUUCUCCUAAACCAACCAACAGUUCGACUAAAGAGCACUGGUUUAAAAAUACAGACUUUAAGAAAAAAGUGAGCAGAAAAUGGUAAAGCUGAGUAAAUGAGAAUGAAACAAAGGCUACAGUGGCAAUAACAACAUUUGUUUUAACUUCCUGCCUUUAAAGAUGCUGUUUAAUGGUUUUAAAGGCCACUGUAGGUAACAACGUGUACUCAGCAGUGUCAUCUGCACAAUGUCACAAAAGUUUACACAUUGCCCUUAUUAAUAUUAUUAACAUGUAAGAUUUAUGAAGCUGUGCACAAGUUAUAACAUAUUAAUAUUAAAAAUGCAUUAAUGGAGGCGUAAGCGUGUUGACAAAGAGAAAUACAAUGAGUAUGACAACAGAGCCUUGACAUUUCUUCCAGUGCGUUUUCUGAUGCGUCACAGAGGCUCAAAGAUCAGAGAAUUGCGUUUGAGACGAGAGGUUGUUCGUUUCUGCUAGUCAUUACCAUUGCUUGAGCCCAAGACCAAACUCUUGAACCUGCUCGGUGGCCAACAGGCUGCACUGCGGUCUUAGAGGAAGUCCUACAGAUACGACUGUCUCAUGGACAAUUUAAAUGGAACAGAGAAAAAGUAAAGUUGUUGAGAUUUGUUUGCCCAAACUAGCGUUUCUUGCUGAUAUGUUGUUUGCUAUUAAUUAAGCACUUGUAUGAUGUGUUGGUGUUGUCUGUACCCCACACCAGGACAGUCAUUAGGAAACCCACCAAUUUGACCUGCGACUCAGACAGAGGUUGCAGUUUGAAAUGCCCUCGCAGCAGAAAGAGCAGCUUUGGGAGUUUGGCUGUAAUGGGCCUGUAACUACCACGGCCACAAUUGCAAUGAUAAAGUGGUCACACUCAAACUUGAGGCUACUGCAGUCUCCGUAGAGCUGAAAUUACUGAGGUCUGGUUAUACAAGAUUCAUAUCCCAAUAUACUUAAUGAUGAUGCAUGAUAUAAAUCUCAGUAUCCUCUGUGAAAGGAAAAGUUCAGAGGCUGCUGCGUCAGUUUUAGGAAACAUAGUUAAACCGUUGUCCAUCUUUCUUUGUGCAGUUUAAAAUGAUUCCAGGUUCAUAAUUAUGAGAACUGCUUCACUGGGUCAACUGUUUUCACUCAUCUGGGGAUAUCUCAGCUUCUUUGCUGUGGAGUUGGAUGUGGUUCUGGUCAAACGUCAUCGUUUUCCAUACAUUGUCGUUAUCACACCGCGGCCUGCGUAUCACAUUCAUACAUAAACACUAAUGGAUGUGUCUGGAGUAAUGUGGGGUUCAUGUUGACCAAGAGUGCUUCGACUGUAGCGAUCUACCAAUGAAUAAAAAGCUGGUACUGCCCGCCGUGUUAUGGACACAAACUGCAGCACGAUGGAUUUCAGGCAGAUAUCCUUAAAUUAGGUGGAGGCCAUGCAAUAAUUAUAUUCACAUCUUCACUCCUUUACCUGUUAAGGAAGUGAAGCUUUUAUACUCCAGACUCAGUUAUAUUAAAAAAAUGCCAUCUUAUCAAACUCAGAAUGAGUGAUGAGAGAAGAGUGGAGAGCUACAAAUGUGCAAAAUUGUUAAUAUUUAAAUGUUUUGAUCAUAAUUCAGUACUGAAGCACAACCAGUUAUCAAAAGUCACGCCGUGCUUCCUUUGAAUGCUGAAUAUUUCUUUGCAGUGAUAAGCUUUUUUUAGCCUCCGUCUCCUCAGCUUUUCUAUAAAAUAAUGCAAACAAUUUAUUUUAUAGAAACUUUUAGUACACCACUGCUGCAUCAAGGUACCUAAAGUCCAGCCAUUCAGAUGCUGUAAAUAUAAAGAAGACUGGGAAAAGGGCUGUCUGCUCCCUGGAGCUGUCUGGCCAAAGCUCCAUGAAUACUGAGCUUGCGAAGAGUUUCAGGCAAAUGCCAUAAAUAUAACCGUAAAUGUAAACAUACUGUUGCUGCUGUUGAACUUUGAAAACACUUUUGGAAGCAGAAUAGCUCUUAAUGUGUGUGGCGCUCCCUCUUCCCUUCGCUGUAAACUCAAGGUCAACAGACAUAUUACAGUCCUGACAGCAGCGGUGGACUCAGCCAAGGGACCGAGGACACAUCCGGCUGCCGACAGGCUGCUUGGCCUUACUGGCUCCCUCUCUGUGUCGCUUUAUAACUUUAUUGAUCUGGACAAAGCAGUGGAGCAGACAGGCCUAUUACAGUGCACCCUGUAUACCGCUGUGUUUCUUUCAUGGUCAUUCAGUGGAAGAGGUGCAGCAAUGCCUCUACAGUGAUGGGCACAGGGGAGCAAAAUGAGGUUUUAUUCUCAACAAAAUUAUAUGUAUAUUGAGAAAUAAUGCAGAAAAAAUCUAAUCUAGCAGAGAAGAAGUAAUCACAGUGCUAUAGUUUCUGGAUUCUGUCAUUUGAGGGCUGAGCGUUAGCGUUUUGGAUGCCAUUGUUAGUGUGUGGAGUCAGAGUGAGCUCAUAAGCUUAUAUUAGAAAGCUUGGUUAACACGCUGCAUUCAGAAACACAUUCCUGCUAAUAAGUGCUCAGUAACACACUGAUAAAAUGCUGCAAAAUCACCAAAGAUGAAGCACAACAUUUGUGUUUGUACAAUUAACCACAGGACAAGCCAAAUUAUUUAUUAGCUUUUAUUAAAUUUGGUUAAAAAAAAUCAGCGGUCGACUCAGAUGGAGCUGAGAUCUAGCAGGUAGCCUUUGGCUCAAGCUGCCUGUAUCAAUCAAAGAAGCCACGCCCCUGACAACCAGUAUCCUGGUGGAUGAGAUACAAAAACAAACAGUUCAUGUGAAAAUGUAAAAUAUCCAUAAAGGUGUUUUUUUUUUUUAGAUGUACCUCUCAACAUUUAUCUCUUCUGUAAAGCUGGCCAGUUUAAAACACCUUUUAAAUGUGUGCUCGUUACUUCUGUUUCACCUCUGAUAUUUGAAUCAGUAAUCCGACACGCUGGCACUUCUAAAUGUGAGCACAAUUAACAUUAAAGUCCCUGCUCUUUUCUGACUUGUCAUAUUAUUUAAUGUCAGCAGCUUCAAGGCUUUGGCUGUGCAUUUCCUGCUGGCUGUGCAAAAAAAACUUUGGCUACGAGUUGGACUGUCAAACAAAGCUACGGUUUGUCAAUUAUAAUGGUGCUUCUUCAGCAAUAACACACAUCCACUUUUGAUGAUAGAGUAGCAAAUAAAAUGCCUCGAAUGGGCUACACCUCUCCUCCGCACAUCACCCCACCCCCACCCACAACCCUUCAUCUUCUCCGGAGGUGUUGUUAGCAAAGAGAAGGCGCGCAGGAGGCUGAGUGAGCGUCCACAUUUUACAGCCGUGUGAGAACUUUGAAGAAUUCCUGAUGCUCUUGCACAGCAAGACUGUGAACCCAAAAUGUUGCACAAAUGAUGUUAUGAUGAUGGAGUUUAUUUCUAAAGGCACAAGGCUCAUUGGUGUUAUUAUUCAAUAGUUGUGCUGAGUCAGCAGUUGUUUUAGUUUUGUUUGGGGAAAUCAGGGGAAUAUGUGCUUACGGAUGCUGUUAUUAUUUUAGCCCUUCAGACCCCCACAGGCAAUCGAGGAUUUAAGACUAGAUACUAUUUUAGUCCAACAUUUCAAAGUAGACGUCUGGUGCAACAACAUCUGGAUGGAUGGACAGAAGACACUUUUAAGAACUCCAGUUCCAUAGAUCUGUAUGUAGUUGAAUUUAGGUGACCAGAACUGAUGGUAGUUCAAAUCUUAAUUCCAGAGGCUGUUCCUCUGUCCUCCACAGUGUGGGCAUUAUAUCUUCCCUGCAGAGUGACUUGGGGCAUUGCCUGGAGUUCAUGGUUUAUGCUGGAGUUCCAUGUGAACUCCAAGUGAACCAAAAUGCGUCACGUAAGAAUGUUCAGUCAUUCGUUUGCCAGGAAGAAGGUGUUCUGCACUAUUGGAGAACAUGAAGAAUUUAUGUUCAUUUCACAGCUAGUAUGUAGCCCGUAUAGAUUUUUGCACAUCUGUAGUACCUCGUUGAAUCCCAAAAUACAAAGCAUAUGUUUUUAGCUAAAACUUGGAAUGUACCCCUGGUGUUGGUUCAGAUGGAGGUUGGAUCACAUUCCCAUCAUUCCCAUCAACCACUCUGGAGUUCAUUUGGAACUGCACUGAGACCUUGUUUUGGUCUGUACCCGAGUGCGAUCACUGUGUGCACCAGAGAACCACACCAAGGGGAAAAUGAGCCAGAGUUCAGUUAAAAAAAACAACUAGCAGUUAAGAAAACACAAUGAGCACUUUGAAUACAUUUCUGAUAGCUGCUGCUGCUUUCUUCUGUGAUGUUUUGUGGCUUUGACUUGCUUUGUUUGUGUUUUUUGUUUAGCUGGCUCUGUUUAAGGUUUCACUCCAGUUCCACACCAAACUGGGCUGUUCCUGAUCGAGUCAUCACAUCGCUACCGUACUUCGUCGUGAGAGGCUGACAUUGUUGAAGAGAUACUGAAACCCUCUGAAGCAGCAGGAGAGCAGCCAUGGAUAUCAUCUCCUUGCUGGUCUGCCCUCUCCUCUUCAUCCUCCUGUCCUCCCUCCCCUCCUGCUCCUCGUCCAUGCUGUGUCCGAAGCGGUGCACGUGCCAGAAUCUGCUGCCGUCCUACACGGUGCUUUGCGCCAAGACAGGCCUCCUCUUCGUUCCGCCCAACAUUGACCGCCAGACGGCUGAGCUCAGGCUGAUGGACAACUUCAUUACGACGCUGAGGCACCGUGACUUCGCCAACAUGACCAGCCUGAUCCACCUGACACUAAGUCGAAACACCAUCAGCCAGAUCAGGCCGUACACCUUUGCCGAUCUCCAGGACCUCCACGCCCUCCACCUGGAUGCCAACCGCCUCACCGUGCUGGAUGACUCUCACUUCCAGGGCCUGGUCAACCUGAGGCACCUCAUCCUGGCCAACAACCAGCUGCACAGUAUAUCAGAGGGAGCCUUUCAGGACUUCCUGGAGACUCUGGAGGAUUUGGAUCUGAGCUACAACAACCUGGUGGAAAUCCCCUGGGACACCAUUGCUUUGCUCGUCAGUGUCAACACCCUCAGCCUGGACCACAACCUCAUAGAGAGCGUCCCAGAGGGAAUCUUCUCCAACCUGCACAAACUGGCCAGGCUUGACAUGACCUCUAACAAGCUGAAGAAAAUACCUCCAGACCCACUGUUCCUGCGGAUCCCGGUGUACGCCAAGAUGAAGGGCUCUCCUCUUACAGCGCUGGUGCUGAGUUUUGGCGGGAACCCUCUGCACUGUAACUGUGAGCUGGUUUGGCUUCGCAGGCUGACCAGAGAGGACGAUCUGGAGACCUGCGCUUCACCUAAAGACCUGGCUGGCAAAUACUUCUGGACCAUAAGAGAGGAGGAGUUUGUUUGUGAGCCACCAAUGAUAACGCGCCACACCUCCAAGAUGUUUGUAAUGGAGGGUCAGGAAGUCAGCCUGCGAUGCAAGUCCAUCGGUGACCCUGAGCCGUCAACACACUGGGUCAGUCCAGAUGGGAAGUUGAUUGGAAACACAUCGAGAACAAUCUGCUACGAGAAUGGUUCCCUUGACAUUCUCAAGGCCUCCGUCAAGGAUUCUGGAAAGUUCACCUGUAUAGCGUCCAAUGCUGCCGGGGAGGCCACUGCUCCUGUCGAGUUAGUCGUGAACCCUUCUCCACACUUUGACCCCAAGCUGGACCCUGACCCGGGGCCUUCAGACAUCCCUACGUCCAUCAAAUCCAAUAUCAGCGGAGGCCAGGCCCGCUCUGACCAGCACAGGGUCAGCGUGUCGGAUCUGACGUCCAGCUCUGCCACCAUUAGAUGGCCUCCACAGAACCACAUACCAGGAGUGCGCAUGUACCAGAUCCAGUACAACAGUUCCACAGAUGAUAUACUCAUAUACAGGAUGAUCCCAGCUAACCACAAGUACUUCCAGCUGAGUGAUCUGGCAUCAUCGCGGGAUUACGAGCUGUGCGUUUUGGCCGUGUACGAUGAUGGCAUCACCGCGCUGACAGGCACUAAGCUGGUGGGCUGUGUGUCCUUCACAACGGAGUCAGAAUACGGACGCUGCCACUCUAUACGAGACCAGUUCCUGGGUGGUACCAUGAUCAUCAUCAUUGGGGGGAUCAUCGUGGCCUCUGUCCUCGUCUUCAUCUUCAUUCUCCUGAUGAAGUACAAGCUGCACAGUAACCACUACAAGCAGAAAGCUGUCGCACGCCACGCCAACGUCUGUUCCCAGACCAACGGAGGAGGAGGUGGAGCCAACAUCCUUGCUCUGCCUCCAUCGUCCUCCUCUGCAGGGCAAGGUGGAGGCAUUAAUAGAAACUCCCAACCGUCAUCGUCGACAGAUGGGAUGGGAGGAGCUUCUCUUCGAGGGACGACUGUAGUGGACUUAAAUCCCGCCCAUGACGAUGACAUUUCCCAAUAACACACAAGAAACAGUCCAACCCACAGCCCACCAAUCUCUAAGCCCAAACCAAUACUCCACCUCCCUCCCCCUCUUUUUUAAUUUGUUGCUGGUGCCUGGAGCCAAGCUCCACUUUAAGCCGAGGAGCAGCUCCUGUCAUUGAUUUACUUACAUUCAGCUUCACAGCGAUGGAGGGAGAAGAGGUGAGAGAGGUGCCUCGUGGGUUGUAUGUUAACAUCCUUCUUGUGAGCCCUGACGGUUUGAUACACACUAUCCUCUGAUACCACAUUAUACCAGACCCACACAGGAUGUGACCUUUGGAGCCAGAGAAUUCAAAGCCCACCUGCUGAUAUGCAAAAGACCCCACGCCGCUGGGAGAGACAUAUUGGAUGCAGGUCUGGAACUGGUUCUCGAAACUUUGGAUCAGAGGAACGAGAUAAAACCCUCACAGAAGCUCUUUUUCUUCUUUCGAGGAUGUAAACAAUCAUCUGAUGGGUGUUUGUGUGAUCGCUUCGUUUCUGAGAAUGUGCAGAACAGAUGUAUGUGGACAACAUUUCCCCUGGAUGUUAUUGUGGUCAGUGGUUGGUGGCACCGCUCUUCUCUUUCCCCAGCAUAUAGUCAUAUGCCAAAGGAUUACAACAGUAUUAUGACAGCACUAUUACAACACUGGGCGGACACCCAGACUUCCGGAAACACACCUCUUAGAAACUCCGUGUUGGGCCUUGGAUUGAAAAUAUGAGCACAUUGUCAGCGUCUUGUCUCAAAGCAUCUAUGAUAAUAACAAACAGUCAAGAAACUAAACCGUGAACUCUUCUGGCACUUUACUCAUAUGUUUUCAUCUCAUCCCUCUGCCCUGCCUUCUCUUGCUCUAUUUCUCUUAAUCACUAUGUCUCUCCCCUUUUCUCUCUGAUGAACAGCUGACUUGUAUAUCCUCCAGUAUUACCAAUCUAACUCUUCUGGCUGUGGAUGACUUAGAAAAUGUUGACAUAAUCGGUAUGUUUACGUCCAUUGUGGAUCGAUUCUCUCUGUGUUGGAAUAUUACAAAAAAAAUUAAAAUCGGUGUCCCGAGGACGGAGCCUUUAGGAGCACCAGCGGGAAGUGAUUCAGCGUCUGCGGCAGCACGCGUGCGUCUCUACACGUGACGGUGAAAGCGGCGAAAACGCUCUAACGCUGGAGAGCAGCUGUGUGUGAACACAUCGCUGGUGAACUUGACCGAAACUGUUCCUACCACUAAACGCUGGCACUCGGGAUGGUUAAAUAUACCAAGUGGUUUUAAAAAAUGGCCGGCAGAACUCACGCCGUCCCUUCCUGUCCCCCCCUCCCCUCCUCCCUCCCCCUCGAUGCCCCUCUUUGCCGUUGACAGUGUCUGUGUUUGUAUGCGACAUACACCUUACAGUCUUCGAUGGUUUGAUACCCAUGAUUUACUUUGAAUAUAACGAAACUAAUGACCACAAUAAGGAGAAAAAAAACACAACAACAUGCGAUUUUAUGCUUUCAUAGAUACAAUUAUGUGGAUUUAUAAUGAAAUAAAAGGUAUUUUUCUUGG